AUGUGGGACUUAAGUGCUCCUGAGGCCCAGCCAGCGCCGCUCAUCCUAUGGCUGAACGGCAGGCUAGGGUGCUCAUCGGAGGCGUACGACGCGUCGGAGGAGCUCGGCGCAUUUCACAUCCGGCUGGAUGGCGUGACGUCUUCCUCAACAUCGGCGAAGAUCCUGUUCCUGGACUCGCCAGCUGGAGUGGGGUUUUCGUACACCAACACCACUUCUGACCUCUACACCUCCGGCGACAACACAACAACUCAUGAUUCCUAUGCUUUCCUGGUUAAAUGGUUCAAGAGGUUCCCGCAGUACAAGUAUAGGGAUUUCUACAUAGCUGGGGAGAGCUAUGCAAGUGGAGUGGGAAAUAACAUCGGCAUCGAGAAACCGAUCAUAAACUUCAAGGGCUUCAUGGUCGGGAACGCGGUGACCAACGACCACACCGACUACACCGGCAUGUUCGAGUCGUGGUGGAACCACGGCCUCAUCGCCGACGACACAGCACUUCUUCCACAAUACAUCUACACCACCAAAUACAUCCAUGGAACCAUCAUCCUCUACUCCAUCCUCAGCACAUCUUGGAACUCUGUAACUAAAAAGCUUACACGGGAGAACUACAUCUUGUGGAAGGCCCAAUUUCUUCCUACUAUGUGUGGUGCACAGCUUAUGGGGAUCCUAGAUGGAUCUAUCAAGGAACCGGCCAAGACCAUGGAGUUGGUGAAGGCCGAUGACAAGAAAGAAAUAGUUGCCAACCCUUAA
Messenger RNA from Setaria italica (foxtail millet), 744 nucleotides. RefSeq names its product serine carboxypeptidase 2-like. Gene Ontology annotation, cellular component: vacuole. Lineage: Eukaryota; Viridiplantae; Streptophyta; Magnoliopsida; Poales; Poaceae. The coding region runs from base 1 to 744 and encodes 247 amino acids. Gene Ontology annotation, molecular function: serine-type carboxypeptidase activity. Gene Ontology annotation, biological process: proteolysis. The transcript is spliced from 7 exons. The record is from RefSeq and is a predicted model, not a curated record.